Messenger RNA from Gordionus sp. m RMFG-2023, 3737 nucleotides. RefSeq lists its product as uncharacterized. The transcript is spliced from 11 exons. The record is from RefSeq and is a predicted model, not a curated record. NCBI's taxonomy places the organism in Eukaryota, Metazoa, Nematomorpha, Gordioida, Chordodea, Parachordodidae. Bases 304 to 2838 code for a protein of 844 amino acids. Gene Ontology annotation, cellular component: endomembrane system.
GAGGAUAUUUAUAAUAACAUAUGUGAUCAACCUUCAAUUCAAAAAUAUUCGAAUUUUUAGAUAUUUACGGACUAAUUCGAAAUCAAUAAUUUCAUUUUCAACCCUUCGUAUAUUAUGUAUCUACAUCUCCUAAUCGAUUUUAAAAAGAGAAAUAUAUGAUCCUAACGAACGCUUUCGCCAUCCAUUUGGACAUUCCUACACUCCGUCGUAAAUUGGGGCGGAUUAUGAUUAAGGCAUAGAAACUCAUCCAUCUCACCCUCUCAAAAAUCGUUCGAGAUAUCUAUUUUUGAAAUAGUUCACCAAAUGAACCAAAAUUUAGACUCCAGGAAUAUUACGGACGCAGAUUCCGAGAUUAAUAACCACGUGACCCUAGAAAAUCGCGAUUCGAAACUCUCCAACGUUAUCGAAAAAUCGGGUGAAGAGAAAAGAUCGAAGGACCCUCGGAACCACGAACUAACGCCUAGCCAGGUUACUCCACGUAACGACCCCAACGAAUCUGACAAAGUUUCCUCGCCGAAUAUCGAAUCGAAAGAUUCUGGGAAAAUUUUGUCGAUCCUCAACCGUGGUACGGUCCAAUAUAAGAAUCCCGUCGAUGAUUCGUUGAUCAAUAGAAUUGCCCAAUCCGAGACCACCAAUAAUACGGACGAUUUUAUUGAUGAUAGCGAAUAUUCCAAAUCAUCCUUACCCAAAAUCCCAGAAAUUCGCAAAACGCACGCAAACGGAAGCGACAAUAAUACGGAGGCCCAUCGGAAUAUUUUGUUAUCCAGGAUUCAAAGAUUGCAGGACAAAAUCAAGAAGGAGAAGGAUAUCAGAGAUGAAAAUCUGAAUUCGUACCUUAACCUGACUCACCACCCAGUCACCCAACUUCCGGUGACUUCGUCUUCCGUCGAUCCUUCCCACGUAGUUCGAAAAAGUUUCCAAAAAAGGAAUCAUCUGAUCGCAGAUCGGCUCAACCGUUACGAAAAACGCCUACGCGAAACCUUUUCGGAACUCGAAAUGUGCACGUGCGCUCCGCCUCCACGUCCCCUGCGCCCAAUGGCCUCGGUUCCGUUAUCGUCUAAAAUUGUCGAGUCACGAGAAUUCGCGAUAGGUGACCAAUCAGGGAGCUCGAAAAAUAGGACCAGAAUGUUUCGAUCGGAGUGCGGCAAAGGGAAUGGACGAAUCGACCAAUCGGAGAAAAGACAAAAUAGUUUCGGAGAUUCGCACCGAUCAGACAUCGGUAAAAUAAAAGGAUCAGAUAAUUCGACGGGCCAAUCGGAGAGCGCUAAAUUGGUCCAAUCGGAGAAUAGCAAUUCAUCCGCAGAUUUCUCUAAAAAACGAUCCGCAGGUGACGUUAAACAGGGUGGCUCACUUGAUAGAGCUAGACAAGCCCCACCUAUUCCCCUUCCCCCUUUAUCAACUCAUCAUCAUUCCGGUUUCCACUGGUUUAUGGAUAAAGAAAUAAGCCGCAUGAAAACGAGGAAGAAAGAGUUAGCUCAUAUGUUCAAAAAGUUUGGCAGUUUGGAUCAUCUUCACCCUAGCGCCGUUACCCAGAUAAAUCCUACCAAUUUGAAUACUUCCAUCGUUACUGGAAAAGCUAAGUUUAGGAUCGAUAUGGCCAAAAACGGUGCCACCGGAGAUGUUACCAAUAUACUAAGUUCCGAUUAUAACGGUCACCUAGCACCCUUGCCCGAGCCGGACACUUACCAAAAUGAUCCUACUCAUCCAAACUACUCCUCAUCUAUCCAUACGUCUUCCCAGCUUUCCACCGCAUCCUCGACGCCUUCCUCCUUGUCCGGCAAGGAGAACAAUAAUUCGUCCACCUUUUACAUCGGUUCCGGUUAUUUGGCCCAACCUCCUACCCACAAAACCUCUUCGAGUGUUCGCAGCGUUAAAAGUUCGAAUUCUCAAGAUCGACGGUUUAACCCUCCCGCCACCUCUCCGGAUAAAACUGCUUUAGCUCCCGAAAAAUAUGGUAGCAAACAAACCCUCGGCUCUCAUCACGCCUUAAUCACUCCUUUCAAUCCGAAUCCUAUUGUGGCACAUGAUCAGGAUCAUAAUGCCCCAAAUAUUUUAGCCGGAAAUGGGGCAUCUAACAACCUUACGAAUAACAGGGAUAUGGUAGAAAAUGAGGCAAACUUGGAAGAUGGGAAAUAUUCGGGAGAAAUUUUAGAUCAUUCGCCCUCCAAGCAGCAGAAAGAGUUGGACUAUUACGGUAACCAAAUCCCGACUCAGCAGGGUCAAAAUUAUCAAAUGCAAUACCAGGGACAGCUGGAAAAAUUGGCUCAGCAACAAAAUCAGGACAGGAGAAAUUUGGAUAGUUUGAGGAUAAAGAAUCAGCAAGACUUCGCUUCCUUCAACGAGUCAAUGUCAGAGAUCGGAUUCCGAUGUGAAAAUCUGAACGAACAAAUAACCGACAUCGUAGAACUCCAACAGUCCGAAACCGAGAAUUUGAGGUUAGAAAUCAAGGCGCUGGAAGAAAAGAUGUCGUAUCAAAUAGACGACAGGACGCAAGAUAUACUCGAGAUGAUGGAAAAUAUCCAGACCAGGAUUUCGAAGCUUGAAUUGGCCCAACAAAGGCAACAGAUAGGCUCUCUCGAGGGGCUGGAGAUGUCAGCUGCCCGCAAUCUCUUGCUCAAAUUCAUCAAUAUAUUGUUAGCCUUUCUACAACUAGUCCUACUCUUAACGUCCACGUUCGCCACCAUACUCAGCCCCUUCGUUAAAACUAGGUCUCGCACAUUCGUAACCCUGAUCGUGAGUCUCUGCGUAGCGCUCUUACUCAAGACGAAUCCCAACUUCCAACGCCAAUGCAUUAACUUGAUUCACCGCCUAUUCCUAAUGCCAUCUCAUAAAUCCUGACCCGUUGAAAAAAUCAGAUUAUGAUCCCAUAAUUUUACUAUUAUCAUUGAUUUUAAACCUUUAUAUACGUCCUAAGUAUAAAUUAUAAUACUCAGGGGAGGGGAUUUAUUUAUAUUUUUAUAGAUUAAUUUUUUAAAACCUCUUUUUUUUUAAAAAAAAACAAAAAAUUAUUGUUUUUUUUUUAAUUUACGUGUUUUCUAUUUGUUUUUUUUAUAAAACAAAAAAUAUAUUUAAAGAAAUAAUUCAUAAUUUAUGCUUUCGUCGCUUAUAGUCCAAUAUUAAUAUAUAUAUAUAUACCAUAAAACAUUUCAAUGACCGACCAUCAAUUUUAAUAGUUUUUGUUUUUUUUUAAAAAAAAAUAAAAAACAUACUAAUUUCUUUCUGUUCAAAUUUGAAAUAGAAAUUGUGCAAUCAUCUUUUUAAAAUGGGUUUUUUAAUAAAAUAUUUUCUUAUAUUUUUUUAUCAACCUCCCAACUUAGUAACUGUGAUACUAUAAUGCUGGUGUAUUUUAUUAUUAUUCACUCACCCCCCCCCCCCCAACCCACCCUUCUAACUAAGUUAAAUUAUGGGUAAUUAUAACUUUGUUUUUUUUUUAAAUCUAAUACAUUAAAAAGAGAGAUAAAUAAUAUUAUAUAGCCUUUAAUAGAAAUAAUUAUUUCUUAUGUCGCAAUAUUGUAUAUUAAAUUAUAUAUUUUUAAAAAAGAAAAGAUAAGAUAAGAUCAGGAAGAAGAAUUAUUGUCAUUCCGAAAUUUCGAAUCGCUUGUCUUUUUUUUUAAUUUAUAUUUGAAUUCGAAUUCUACUGUUAUUUUUGGGUCCUCUAAGGAAUAUGUUGAGAAAACAUAAAAUAUUUCUUACUUGUAUUGAAAAAGCCCCAACGUGAUUUGUUUAUGCUGAUAUUA